UUGCUCCCUGGCUGGCUCCUCUCUCUCCCUCGCAGUCGGCCGCUGCUGCCUGCCUGUCGCCGGGGCUGGGAGAGCCUGAGAGAGCGUGUGUGUGUUAUGUGAGUGACGCGGCGGAGGUGUAGUUUGACGCGGUGUGUUACGUGGGGGAGAGAAUAAAACUGCGGCGAGAGCCUAGGCGCGAACGAAAGCAGUGACGGAGCAGCCUGUAGCCGAUAACUAAAUGACCAUGGAAUCUGGUGCAGACAACCAACAGAGUGGAGAUGCAGCUGUUACAGAGGCAGAAAAUCAACAGAUGACUGUACCGGCACAACCACAAAUUGCAACAUUGGCCCAGGUAUCUAUGCCAGCAGCUCAUGCAACAUCUUCUGCUCCCACUGUGACCUUAGUGCAAUUGCCUAAUGGACAGACAGUUCAAGUCCAUGGUGUUAUUCAGGCUGCCCAGCCCUCAGUUAUUCAGUCUCCACAAGUCCAGACAGUUCAGAUCUCCACUAUUGCAGAAAGUGAAGAUUCACAGGAAUCUGUGGACAGUGUCACAGACUCCCAGAAACGAAGGGAAAUUCUUUCUAGGCGACCUUCCUACAGGAAAAUAUUGAAUGAUUUGUCCUCAGAUGCCCCAGGAGUGCCAAGAAUUGAAGAAGAAAAGUCUGAAGAGGAAGCAACAGCACCUGCUAUUACUACUGUCACAGUGCCAACUCCAAUUUAUCAAACAAGCAGUGGGCAAUACAGGACUGGUGUUGCUGAUAUCCAUCAUCAAUAUGGCAAUGCUGUGCAUGCAGUUGCUAUCACCCAGGGAGGUGCAAUCCAGUUAGCAAACAAUGGCACAGAUGGAGUCCAGGGCCUGCAGACUCUAACCAUGACCAAUGCAGCUGCAACCCAGCCUGGUACCACUAUUUUACAGUAUGCACAGACUACUGAUGGACAACAAAUUCUGGUACCCAGCAACCAAGUAGUGGUACAAGCUGCUUCAGGAGAUGUUCAGACCUACCAAAUUCGCACAGCACCCACAAGCACUAUUGCACCUGGUGUCGUCAUGGCAUCCUCCCCAGCUCUUCCCACCCAACCAGCAGAAGAAGCAGCACGAAAAAGAGAAGUCCGUCUAAUGAAAAACAGGGAAGCAGCACGUGAGUGCCGCAGGAAGAAAAAAGAAUAUGUCAAAUGUCUAGAAAACAGAGUAGCUGUGCUUGAAAACCAAAACAAGACAUUGAUUGAAGAACUAAAAGCACUUAAGGACCUUUAUUGUCACAAAUCGGAUUAAUUUUAGUUCCCCAUUUUUGGUUUGUUAAUGGGGGGAAAAACUGGUUUGGUGACAGCCAAACAGACAAAAUGAACUUUUUAUUUUCUAAGCAUUUCUUCUUUUUUUUUUACAUACACAACUGUCUGAAAGCAACUACGGAAUUUGAUUCAUCUGUGCUUGGCAUUAAACUGUGAAUGUUGAACACCUGCCUUCACUUCUUCCCCUCCUGAAAUCAGUUUCAUCACAGUACACCUGAUUCUGAAGAAAAAGAACAAAUGUCCUCUUCAAGAAUUAAUAAUCUUCAUUUGUGAAGUUACUGGAGUUGGGGGUUUCUUACAGUAAUUUCAAGAGUCAGCAUAAGCGCAUCUGAAUGCCUAUAUGAGAGUCACCCUGGACUUCUGCCCUGAAGUACUCAGUGGACCACAUAUAUAACCAAGGUAUGAUGCAUUGAGGCGGCUGUGGUUGUCAAAUUAUUGCAUAAUUUCAAAUAUAUGUUAGCAGUUGUACAGUUACAGCUAUAUGGUGGGAUGAUGCCAAAGGAGAUGUAUUCCAGGUAUACAGCCAUAGAGGAAUAGGAGUGAACUGAAGAAAUUGAGGAGGCAAGUUGGACAGUUAUGAACACAAUCCAUGUUUUGGCACAACAAACAGUUUCCCUUAUUUUCCAUAAUGUUUUAAUAAGUUUCAUGUAUCAGACUUCUGAAUUCAAAUGAAAACUAUUACCUUUCAUAUUUGGUUGGGAUAUGAAGUGGUAGGAAGCAGUAGUGUAGUAUGUGUUUAAGAUGGGAACAUAAUAAUACAUUCACUACUCUUUCAUUUUGCUAUAUCCAAAAGCAAAAUUACCAAGAUAACAAUCAGUAGUAUAGUUAGCAUAAUACAUACUUUGGGUAAAGAAAAGGAAACUUACAGCUGCCCUAAUUAUAUCAUGCAAGUAAUUCUGAAACUUUACCUCUUUCAAGAUUUUUAACUUCUCUUGUUUUGCUUAAAAUCUCCUUUGAUAGAGUAUCUUUAAAAAGGAGUAAAUUCAUUCUCUGUUGCAUGAUCUGCAUCUGUACUGUGGAUAUGAUAAAGAAUUUUUUUUUUUUGGCUAAAAUCCUACCUAUUGUUAUAUUCAGAUGCUGUUAAAUUUAUCCAGUGGACACCUUUAUCAAACAUAUCUAAUGUACAACUCAUUUAAGUCGACUGAUAUGAAUAUGACUCCAUAUAACAUAAGGUUUUAAUAAUUAUAUACACAUAAAGUUGCCAUAGGCAAAGAUUUUAAUCAGAUUUUGCAGGAGCAAAUAUAACUGCACCAUGAGUGUAGCAAAUCUUUUGAAAUCAUUAGAAUUUAUUCGAUCAAAAAAGUAUAUCCUGGAGUUGGUAGGAGCUGAGAUUGGCAUUAAAGUCAGAAUGGGAUCGUGUGGAGAAAAAUGUCUAAUCCCAGUCAUUAUUUCAAUGUAUAUAUAUACAAGCUAUUAAACUUACUUAGUAGCUGUUCUGAAAGAUAAAAUACCAUGGUAUAUUGGGGAGAAUUGAUCAGGUGCAUUUAACAUUGUACAAUAUUUAGGGGCUAAAUCAUUUUUAAAAGCAUUUUUUCCAUGAAAAUUAAAAACAAAAAAAUAAUCUUUUUUAUAUAGGGACAAAUAAACUUAAAAGUUUUUUUUCAUUUGUUUAUGGGGUAAGUCAAAACCAAUUUAGAAAAGAUAAAUUUUCCACUCACCUUUUAAUUUGCUAGGCAAACUUGCAUAUCCUACUGGCAUAGAAAAUAGACACCUGAACAUUUGUGUAACAUAUUUAUAUAUGGAUUGUGAUCUUUCACAAAUUGAAUGAGACAGAAUGGAAGCAUAUAAAUUAAUAAUUAAGUGCUGCUAUUCUGAAAACUUCAUUUUCCCACAUCUUUAAAAAACAAAGAUUCUAGCAAAGAUUUGGGAGUAUAUUAUAGAGAGCUGAAAUCCACAAUUUGUAGCUGCAUUGUGAAGUUUGUCCCCCUGUCCCUGAAAAUAUGGUAGAAUCAUGAACUCACUGAUUUUGCAGAAGUCAUUCUUGUAACACUGCUGUCAUGGUAUGUGGUAUUUUUUUCUUUGGAUAAUUUUGAAAAAGUAUCUCGUAAACCUGGCUGUUCUGGGGUCACAUAAAUGGGUUAACUUGUAUAAAAAUUAUGCAAUAAUCUAAGAUUUGUUUUAAAAAGUUAAGUAUUUGAAAAGCAACCACCAUAACUCUCUCCACUAUUUUGACAUCAUUUGUAAUUAUUGGGUCUGAUUGUAUUUCAGCAGACAAGCCACCAGCGGAAUGGGUUAUUUGGGGGCUAGGUAAGCUUUUAAGUGCUCUAUGAAAGAGCUCAAAAGCACUCUGUGUGCUCUAUGAAAAAAGUGCUCUGAAAAAGUGCUCUAUGAAAGAGGCUAAAUGUAGAUCACUUGUACUAUCACAGGAUCUGUUGUACUGGGUCUAUAGUAAAUAUAGAAUUUACAUUCUGAGAUUUUUCACCAGCAAUAAAACAAGAUUUCAGUCCAUUUUAUUUAUCCUGUACCAGGUUACUUAGGCAUCUGGCAUUCCGUAUGUAAUUUGAAUUAUGUUUUAAUUUCCCAAGAAUAGAGCAGGUUGGUUCCAUAUGUGCUUUGCAAGUAAUAGCCAAAAUGAACAGAAGAUAGUGCUGAAAAACCAACCCUCAGUUUGUAUAUUGCUAAUUUAUUAAUAAAUUUAUUGAAUAGUUAGUUUCUAUUGUACACUUGGCCCCUUUGCUGCAUAACAGAAAUUUUGUUGAGUUUGUUGACAGGUUUAACUAAAACAACUGGCAUAGAAAGGGCUAGCUCCAUUAUAGUCAUCGUACAUAGAAUUGAUUUGAAGUACAGUUUCUAUAUUUUACAAAAAAAAAAAAAAAGCAUUAUUCAGGCAGUACAAAUAUUGCCUGAGGUGCUCUUCUAAAAGAUAUUCUUGGAAAGGUUUGUGUAUAAAGUAUGUACAUAUAUAAAAUAUAUAUACACAGUAUAUAAUCUAUAGCUCUGAGAGCUUUUAAGUCAGGAAUGCUGAAUAUUAUAGUAUAUUGAGGUCAGAAAAAAUAGUCUGUAUGUGUGCAGAUACAUGCUUAUUGUUUCUUCUCUCUUCCACCCCCCACCCCAAAUAUUUUGAGCUAUAUUAUUCUGGCGCUUACUGAUAUGUUGUACUGUUGUUUACUUACCCAUUUUCAGUUUAUUUCACUGCAGUUUGUAUUUGUUAUGAUGGUGAAUUAUGAAGUGAUAGCAACUGUUUAAAGCUCCUCUUGUUCCCAAGUUCCUCACUUUGUGCUUUGUCUGUUGGGCAGCUAUUCAUUUAAGGCAAAAACAAUUGGAAAACUUUUGGGUUAUAUGGAGGGAACAAAAGAGAAAAAGGGUUGCUCAGUAUUUUAUUUGUGUAAUUUUACUCUACACUUGAGCAACUUGUAAAUGCAUUGUAACUUGAAUUUGAAAGCACACUUCUACUCAGAUUAAGUUUGGUAACUGUACAAUAUGUCUGUUCUGGAAUCUGCAAUGUUCUGUAAAACUAAACCAGUAUAAAAUUACAUAAUGACAGCUAUAUCAUUUUAUAAAAGAGGAGAGCUUUCAGCAUAAUUAUAACUAAGAACUGAAAUACAUGAUCAGCAGAUACAUAUGUUUAUUGUGGACAUGCACCAUUGGGAUGCUUCAGGGAUGUUUGUUCAUGCACAUUAAAAAAACUAGCAUGUUAAAUGAGAGAGAUGCUUUCUACUUCUGACAUUUAAUGUGUGGGAAUAUUCUCUUUACACAAAGAUGCAAAUUUUCUACUUGUAGCCUGAAGAGGAAUGGCUCAGCAGCAGAUACAUCUGAGUGUAUUAAUGUGACUUUAAUGUGCUCCUCCUUAUGGCAGGCUUAAUAUCUGUAUGCUUGGAUCUCAUUACUCAAUGGACUCUUGUGAUAAUCCUAAGAGACAGCUGUUUUUCAGAGGCAUCUGCACAAGGCAAUACCAAAGAUUUAGAUCUCAAGUUAGGGGGAUUCCAAUAAGAGAGGCUAAUAUUUAAUUGUAAGAAUACAGGUAGUCCUUGACUUACGGCCACAAUUGGGACCAGCAUCUCCAUUGCUAAGCAAUGUGG
Python bivittatus (Burmese python) is the source of this 5291-nucleotide messenger RNA. It is a transcript of the gene CREB1, whose product is annotated as cAMP responsive element binding protein 1. Gene Ontology annotation, molecular function: protein binding; DNA-binding transcription factor activity, RNA polymerase II-specific; cAMP response element binding. Gene Ontology annotation, biological process: regulation of transcription by RNA polymerase II. Gene Ontology annotation, cellular component: ATF4-CREB1 transcription factor complex; nucleus. Lineage: Eukaryota; Metazoa; Chordata; Lepidosauria; Squamata; Pythonidae. The record is from RefSeq and is a predicted model, not a curated record.